GCGGAACCGAAGCGCCGCGGGGCAGCGUUUCCCGCCGGGGCAGCUCCGCGGGCGGCCCAGCCCUUUCCUCUUUGGAGGCUGCCGGAGGGAGGGCGCGGGGAGAGGCCGCGGGGCUGCCGCCAUGCCGCAGAACGAGUACAUCGAGCUGCACCGCAAGCGCUAUGGGUACCGCCUGGACUACCACGAGAGGAGGAGGAAGAAGGAGGGCCGGGAGGCUCACGAGCGGUCCCGGAAAGCCAAGAAGAUGAUCGGGCUGAAGGCCAAGCUCUACCACAAGCAGAGGCAUGCUGAGAAGAUACAGAUGAAGAAGACCAUUAAAAUGCAUGAAAAGAGAAAUACAAAGAAAAAUAAUGAUGAAAAAACACCUAAAGGAGCUGUACCAGCAUACCUGCUGGACCGUGAGGGCCAGUCCCGGGCUAAGGUUCUCUCUAACAUGAUCAAGCAGAAAAGAAAAGAAAAAGCUGGAAAAUGGGAGGUUCCUGUGCCCAAGGUCCGUGCACAAGGAGAAACAGAAGUUUUAAAAGUGAUCCGUACAGGAAAGAGAAAGAAGAAGGCCUGGAAGAGAAUGGUUACAAAAGUUUGUUUUGUUGGAGAUGGCUUUACUAGGAAGCCUCCAAAAUAUGAGCGAUUCAUUCGACCAAUGGGCUUACGUUUCAAGAAGGCACAUGUGACACAUCCUGAACUGAAAGCUACUUUUUGCCUACCUAUCCUUGGUGUAAAAAAGAACCCUUCUUCUCCUUUGUACACCACACUGGGUGUAAUCACCAAGGGUACCGUCAUUGAGGUGAACGUGAGCGAGCUUGGCCUCGUGACACAAGGGGGCAAAGUUAUCUGGGGGAAAUAUGCACAAGUGACAAACAAUCCAGAAAACGAUGGCUGUAUUAAUGCAGUUCUACUUGUUUAAGUUGUGUUUGAUACCAAGUGUUGGACAUGGGCUCCUGCAAAAUCAGUGGAGUUUCAACAAAGUUUGCAUGAUCUCUGGGAUCUUUGACCAUGCAAGAACAUUCACCCCACCAGCUGGUGAGGAACUUAAACAUGCCAGAAACAACUGCUUGGGUUUUUAUAUUUGUUUGCUCGGGCGAAACACUGUUCAAAUAAAGUGAUUCAGUUUUCA
This is a messenger RNA of Tyto alba (common barn owl), 1114 nucleotides long. It is a transcript of the gene NSA2, whose product is annotated as NSA2 ribosome biogenesis factor. Gene Ontology annotation, biological process: maturation of 5.8S rRNA; maturation of LSU-rRNA. The record is from RefSeq and is a predicted model, not a curated record. Bases 122 to 904 code for a protein of 260 amino acids. The transcript is spliced from 6 exons. Gene Ontology annotation, cellular component: nucleolus; preribosome, large subunit precursor. NCBI's taxonomy places the organism in Eukaryota, Metazoa, Chordata, Aves, Strigiformes, Tytonidae.